AUGAGAACGCCCAAAAAUACAAAGGUAACCAAAGCAAAUGCCGAUCGAUGUGAAAUGCUAUUGAAUGAUAGUGAAGAUCUUCAAAUACAAGACGACGACAAUGACAAUGAUUUGAACUUUGCAUCGUCUCAUGCUCAAGCUUAUGAAAUACUGGAUGAUGCAAUUCGUGUUCUAGAUCACAUGCUUUCACAACAGAAAUCGAAUUAA
Adineta ricciae is the source of this 207-nucleotide messenger RNA. The record is from the annotation of a GenBank genome assembly. NCBI's taxonomy places the organism in Eukaryota, Metazoa, Rotifera, Eurotatoria, Adinetida, Adinetidae.